This is a messenger RNA of [Torrubiella] hemipterigena, 183 nucleotides long. Lineage: Eukaryota; Fungi; Ascomycota; Sordariomycetes; Hypocreales; Clavicipitaceae. The record is from the annotation of a GenBank genome assembly.
AUGAAGUCUGCUCUCUUCUUAAUCGCCAGCCUUGUUUCUCUGGCUAUGGCUGCUCCAAUGGGCCCUGACGGCCCAUGUGCACAGGCUAAGGUCGAUGCUAUUCUCAACGGUAACAUGCAACCGGAAGAGUGCUGCUCGUACGGCAAAUGCAAGGGUCAUGUUGUCAUAGCCGUCGGCGAGUAA